Molecule: messenger RNA, 894 nt
Organism: Limulus polyphemus (Atlantic horseshoe crab)
Lineage: Eukaryota; Metazoa; Arthropoda; Merostomata; Xiphosura; Limulidae
Product: synaptogenesis protein syg-2-like
Exons: 6
Source: RefSeq, a predicted model, not a curated record
GUUCUCCUAGGUGGCUGUUGUCUCAGAUUGGUAAACCUGCACGUGCCGCCAGUGAUACUGAGGGGCGACCCCAUGUGGCUGAACUGUACCUAUGACUUAGAAACGGAUGUGUUGUACGCUAUCAAGUGGUAUAAAAAUGAAACAGAGUUUUAUCGGUACAUACCACGAGACACACCUUCUGCCCAAAUCUAUCCCAUGCCUGGAGUUUUUGUUGAUCGUUCCAAGUCAUCCGAAGGCCAUGUCUUCUUCUCAACUUCUAACUUGGAAACAGAAGGAAAGUACAGAUGUGAAGCCUCGGCAGAAGCUCCAUCUUUCCAGACAAUAAUGGGAGAGGGGGAGCUGAUGGUAUAUGCGUUGCCGACAGAAGAUCCUGUUAUCCAAAACGGUCAACCAAGAUAUGAAAUAGGAGAAACAGUAAACGUAACUUGUAAAUCGAGCCCAUCAAAACCUUCAGCAAAUUUACAUUGGCUAAUAAACGGAAAAGAGGCACCUCAAGAAUUUGUAACGAUAUACCCAGACAGUGAAGACUCUGACGGACUUAUAAGUUCUGAAUCAGGCUUAACUUUUGAAGUCACUCCUGAUCUUUACGAAAGUGAUGUAUUUAGUCUUAGAUGUUCUUCAUUUGUAGCAGAAGAAUACUCGUUGAACAGUGAAAAAUUGAUUAUUGGAAAAACUGAAACUACAGAUCCACCUUCCAGCCCAUACCCAGCAUCCACUACAGGAGGACCAAUGAUCACAGGAGGCCAAUCGUCAUACAAAGUUGACGAUACAGUGGACAUUAACUGCACUGCUGCAAAUUUCAACUCACCUAUCCAGCUACAGUGGUUUAUUAAUGAAAAUAAGGAAAAUAAUCUGAAUCGAGUAAAAGAUAAGAUCUGGCGAAGAACUUACUAA